GCUCCGGUCUAAAAACAAGCGCUCUCUUCCGUUCUCCUCUCUGAAUUUCGAACACGUUUAGCUCCGGCGAUUCUAAUCUUCCCACAGGUGCUCUCGGCUGCCUAUAAUGGCGACCUUCGGUGCCGCUUCCGCAGCUAAUACGAACCCUAACAAGUCCUUUGAGGUGAUUCAACCCCCGACUGACUCGGUUUCCAGUCUCAGCUUCAGUCCUAAGGCAAACUACUUGGUGGCUACUUCGUGGGAUAACCAGGUACGGUGCUGGGAAAUAUCAAGAAAUGCAAGCACCGCAUCCAGUGCGCCCAAGGCAUCGAUGUCACAUGACCAGCCGGUCUUAUGUUCUGCAUGGAAGGAUGAUGGAACAACUGUUUUCACCGGCGGCUGUGACAAGCAAGUGAAGAUGUGGCCUUUAUUGUCAGGAGGUCAAGCAACCACUGUCGCUAUGCAUGACGGACCAGUUAAAGAGAUAGCUUGGAUUCCAGAAAUGAACCUCUUGGCCUCAGCAAGUUGGGAUAAGACCUUGAGAUACUGGGACACAAGGCAGCAAACUCCAGUGCAUACUCAACAACUGCCAGAGCGCUGUUAUGCUAUGACAGUGCGGUAUCCCCUCAUGGUUGUGGGUACUGCAGACAGGAACAUCGUAGUCUUCAAUCUUCAAAAUCCUCAGGCGGAAUUCAAGAGAAUUCAAUCACCGCUGAAAUAUCAGACGAGAUGUGUAGCAGCCUUUCCGGACCAGCAAGGGUUUUUGGUUGGUUCAAUAGAAGGCAGAGUUGGGGUACAUCAUCUGGAUGAUGCUCAGAAUGGUAAAAACUUCACUUUUAAGUGCCACAGAGAAGGAAAUGAUAUCUACUCAGUGAACUCCUUGAACUUUCAUCCUGUCCACCAUACGUUUGCGACUGCUGGAUCUGAUGGUGCUUUCAAUUUUUGGGACAAGGACAGCAAACAGAGGCUAAAGGCCAUGGCAAGGUGCAGCCAGCCAAUACCUUGCAGUGCAUUUAACAAUGAUGGCUCCAUAUAUGCAUAUGCGGUUUGUUACGACUGGAGCAAAGGUGCUGAGAACCACAACCCAGCAACGGCAAAAACGAACAUCUUUCUACAUCUACCACAGGAGUCUGAGGUUAAAGGGAAACCCCGUGCUGGAUCGACCAACAGAAGGUGAACGACCCUGUCAAAGAAGGCUGAAACGUGCCCCCCUUUUGCAUCUCAAUCUUUCUUCUCUUUGUUCAAGACUUGGUUCUUUCGGUUGGUGCUUUGUUUUUCCAGCAGUUGUCCAUAGCAGUGUUCGUUUGUUAGCGAUGUAAGUGAUACACAUAGAUAGAGAUAGCCUUAUGUUGAACGAUUAGUUCCUUUGCCAAACAACUUCUAAUGAGUUGAGAAGAUAUUGAGCAGCGAUUAACUUCUGCGGUUCAUUGUCCUUGCUAACUUUGUGUCCUUUGAGAUACUACCCAAACUAGGGGUGGUCUGGCAAGCACCAGAUAUGGAAAUGCAAAUGCAUCUAUCUAUCUUCAGUUGCGAAUUUGCGAUUAGGAGUAUUGAGUGGUUCGUUUACUAAUCAGGUAGUGGUUGAACGCUAAGUCGCUAACUGUGCCGCUUACAUUGAGCGGUUAAUAACCAACCUUUCAACCGGUUGGUUAGGUGUUUGGCUAGUGGUUAGUGAUCAGAAGCCUGGAAUUGUUACCGGUGAAGGUUGGAAUGGAUGCAUUUUCUCCUUUAUCGUUCCUUUUUAUCGGUUAAUAAUUUUUAUGAUAUUUU
Messenger RNA from Linum trigynum, 1749 nucleotides. The record is from the annotation of a GenBank genome assembly. Lineage: Eukaryota; Viridiplantae; Streptophyta; Magnoliopsida; Malpighiales; Linaceae.